CGAAGGACCAUGCUUUAUAAAUUUGAAUGACCAGACCACUCGUGCAAUGUAUUUGUUUCCUAACAGUGCACAAUUAGAAUUCAUCCGUCCAGGUGGUCAUCGCGGGAUUGUUCGACUUAACUUGCUAUUUGAGGAUACCUCAAGGUUAAAUGUUUUGGCAAAGCAAAGGGUGAUAUGCAAAAUUCCAGAUUGAACGGUGAUCCUUUGUUUGUAUUUUCCAACGGUGGGGUCCCACCGGGUGAUGGAAAACGUAGAUUAGUGCGUAAGACUAGUGCAGAAAUCGUGAAAGAAGCUAAAAGCAUGCUGGCAGGAGGAGGAACACGUUUGGUGUCUGCCAAACGGCCUAUCACACCGCGAGAACCGAGGAGACAGCUUUACGGUCGUGUUGCUCCCCCAGGACGACCUCCCAGUGCAUUCAGUCUGAAAUACCUGCAGCUGGAGUCACGUGCCUUACCAUCAUUGGAACCGAUUCAAAGCGGGAUUUGUUCGAAUGGAGUCAGCCGGUCGGAAUCGGUGGAUUCUAUCAAUUUGGGUGAAUAUGACGCCACCAAUAAUAACGUGCCGCGGAGCAAACUUCCCGCUCUGCUUAAAGUUCCCGGUAAACAGGCAGGAUCGCUGGAUAAUCUUUCAGAAUGUAUGCCGCCGCGAAAGGACUUUAAGCCACCAGCAACUCCGUUAAUGCCACAAUUCUCACUCAAUGCUGAACCAAAGCCCCUAAACGAAAAACGGCCGCUGUUGGACGGGAUCGGUUCUGGUAAUGGUACAGCACCUUGCCCAGAACCGUCGCCACCCGGCAGUAUCGUCAAGAACCAUCCUCUCAAGCGUCGUCAAUUCCAAUCGCUUGAUGAGCACAACAUGCCCGAGGCGGAAAAAUCCUCUUCAUCUGCACGGCGCUCGGAAAGUGCGAAAAUGGACCACCAGGACCAGAAGAUAAAACUGAGCAAAAGCAACGAGUUGCUGGCGCAAUCCAGCACAGAGGCUUUACUGGAGAUGCUGAAAGCCCACGCUGGGAUCAAGGACUGCACCGACGAAACCGCCAGUCACAUUAAUGGGAUUCUAGGAAAGCUGUUCUCUCGCGUGAAAGGAGCCAAAGGUAGCUGGCGGGGAGCCGUGCUGGGCGCUUUGUAUGGAUUAGUGGAGGCGAAUUCCGCCAGAAUAUUGCUAUCAGUGGCGCGAGUUGUAUUUGCGCUGAAUGUGACUGGUAGCAAUUUGACAGGGGCAUGUAAGCUGGUCUUUAAAAUUGCUCGCAACGAAAAUAACGACUUGCUGUUCGCCGACAGUGAUGUGCCAGAACUUCUCGUGGAUGGUUUAGGUCGUGCUUCUCCUGCAGAUGAACCCGAAGCAUGUAUCUAUGGUUAUGGAGCAAUUCGAUUUUUGGCUGGCUCAGCUGCAUCAGUUACACAAAAAGUUCACCAGGAGAACGUUUUUCGCGAAAAUUCGUCUCGGCAAAAAUCUCUGGCUUGCCGAUUGGCGCGUCAUGGUCUCGUUCAAUUGAUGAUACUCCAUUUGAAAAUGUUGAACGAGCUGGGUUCCUCGGAAAAGCUAUCAGGACCCCCAUUGCACGCGCUUUUUCAACUUUCUGGAGCAUUACGCACACUGGCUGGUAUACCUGCUAUAGGUAAUGGUAUGGCCGCAACAAGGUCUCUGUUGAUGAGCACAAAUCCGCAAAUCAAGGAAACACUCGAUGGUGAAAUGAUUCAGUUGGAGCUGGCUGGACCUCUGUUGGUUCGAGCAGCAGAGAUAUGCAUUGAUGAACCAGAAGUACAGGCAAAUGUUAUUCGUACGCUAAGUGUACUGUCGGAGCGGCCAGAGUGCUGUGAACAAUUGGCAGAUGCAACUGCACGUCUUGGGAUUCUAUUGGGUUCUAUCAGCGAAACAAGUCCUACGGUGGAGAAGGGGCUGGCUGCUGCUAAUCGCCUCGGAUACAUUCUUGGAAAUAUUAUGACUAGAUGGGACACUGCUCGAUUGCAGUUCUAUAUGAAUGAUGUGUCCAUGGAGGCCAUUCUGAAUACAAUGGAAUAUUAUUCUCAUAAACGUUUAACCAUCAAGAACCAAAUGGGAGAUUCUGUUGUAGACGUGCUUACAAAGAUUGUACGUGUUAUCGCUAAUAUAAGUGUUAAUGGAGAUGUGGGUUAUGGACUAAGCACUAAACCACCUCUAGGAGAAUUAUUAUUGAGCAUUCUACUGAAAGUAAAAGACAUCAAUCAACCGGAGAUGGAAGAAUUGUUAUUUGCCACUUUGGGAGCCUUGCACAAUUUGUCAUAUUAUUACGAACCAUCAGAUAAUCCACUGCACUUCAACCACCCUGGCAGUAUGGCCGAUCGCUUGAAGGACAUAUGCGGCGUGUUGUGCAACAUUCUUAGCACAAACUCUAAAUCAGCCAGGUCGGAGGCGGCACGUGUUCUAGGAAACAUGACACGUAAUUCUGUGGCAAGACAGACCUUCUGCUCUGAAAAUGGGCUGAAAAUAUUAAUUCAGUGUUUGGAAUCAAAUGAUGUUGAGCUGAUGGUUACCUCGUGUGGAGUGCUCGUUAACAUUCUUGGUGACAGUGACCGUAGGGUGCCGUUCCGAGAAAUACAGGGGCCAAUCGUAUUGCGAAAGCUAUUGCAGCGUGGAGUAUCCAACCAGGAUUGGAUCCUUGCGGGGAUCUCUUGCCAAGCAUUAUGGAACUACCUCAUCGACAGCGGAAAUGUUGUUCAUGCCUUGGGAGAGUCCGAGGUGGAUUUCAUUUGCAGCGAUCUUGCUGAUUGUUUAGACGAAGAAAAACUGUUCAAUGGCGAUGAACCGGAUAUGCUCUGGGAAGAAUUUGCUCCAGUGGCUACCGAUUUGUUGGAGAGAUUGCAAUCAUGCAUGUCAGUCGGAAAUUCACCUUGCUUAUCUUCUGAUGAUGAAGGUGACAUAAUGCUCGGCCCACAAGUAGAAACAUGGGGGAAACAGUACAAGCAAUGGCUACAGCAGUGAUUGAGAAAUAUUAACAAUAGUAAAUUGUUUCGAAAAUGUGCAAUCGUUUCAUUACUUAGUAGAAA
This is a messenger RNA of Armigeres subalbatus, 3026 nucleotides long. Its product is annotated as armadillo repeat-containing protein 2-like. The transcript is spliced from 9 exons. Lineage: Eukaryota; Metazoa; Arthropoda; Insecta; Diptera; Culicidae. Gene Ontology annotation, biological process: cilium organization. The record is from RefSeq and is a predicted model, not a curated record. The coding region runs from base 175 to 2961 and encodes 928 amino acids.